Pyricularia grisea is the source of this 1461-nucleotide messenger RNA. RefSeq lists its product as uncharacterized. Lineage: Eukaryota; Fungi; Ascomycota; Sordariomycetes; Magnaporthales; Pyriculariaceae. Gene Ontology annotation, molecular function: nucleotide binding. The record is from RefSeq and is a predicted model, not a curated record. The transcript has a single exon. The coding region runs from base 1 to 1461 and encodes 486 amino acids.
AUGGCGGCUGGCCACAUCAAAGUGGCCCUUGUAGGCCUGUCAGCGACCGCCAAGACGUCUUGGGCCCAAGAAGCCCAUCUGCCCUACCUCCUCUCACCGCUCGGCCGCUCACGCUACGAGUUGGUCGCGCUCUGCAACUCGACCGCCGCGUCGGCCGAGGCCGCACGGGCGCGCCACGGCCUUCCCGACACGGUCAGGACCUACGGUGACCCCGCCGACCUGGCCGCCGACCGUGGCGUCGACCUCGUCGUCUGCUGCACGGGUGAUGACGACAACGACGACCAAGACGUCGUCGAUCAAGACCAUGAUGGCGGCAGCAGCCGUGCCAAGACGGCCGCUCCAGCCCUCCGCGCAGGCAAGGCAGUCUACGUCGAGUGGCCCGUCGCCGAGAGCCUGGCGGCCGCCGUGCAGAUGGCAGCCGAGUACGCCGGCGACGGCGCUUCGUCCGCCGGUAGCGUCGGCGGCGGUAGCGUCAGCAGCUUCACCGGGAGCGACUGCUCCAGCCCUUCGUUCCCCGGCGCCGCCAGCAACAACAGCAUCGUCGGUCUUCAGGGCCGUUUGAGCCCCGUCGUGCGUAAGGUCAAGGACAUGCUCGACUCGGGAAGGGUCGGCGGCGUGCUUAGCAGCGAGGUGCGCGCCUUUGGCACCCUACAACCCCGCGAACACGCCGCGCCGAGGAGGAUGUCACGGUGGCGCGGGGAGGGUCGUACGGUUGGUGGUGCAGGCGGCGGCUGUGACGUCGUCGGUUCGUCACUGGCCCACACGCUCGACUACGUGCACGAGGUGCUGGGCGAGUUCGAGGCCGGGACCAUGAGGUGCCGCAUGCAGGUUCAGCGGCCAGCCUUUGCCGCGCGGGUCGGCGGUGACGAGGAAGGGGAGAAAGGGAGUGGCGGUGUGGUGCCUGACGUGCCGGAUCUCGUCGUGGUCCACGGGCAGCUUGCAGGCUUCCAUAACGCUGCACCAGACGCUACGCUGUCCGUCACGUACCGAACCGGACCGCCGUUCAAGGGCCAGCCGGGAUUGGCGUGGACGAUCAACUGCGAGCGGGGCGAGAUCAUGAUCACGAGCCCGAGCGGGCCGUAUCUACACUCGGAUUCAUACGCGGCCGACGGCGAGCUGGAACAGGUCACCAUCCGGGUCCACGACUUCCUCAACGACCAGAUCAUCAACGUCCAUUGGGACUGGGAGGACUGGCAGCUGUCGCUUCCGGUACGGGCCCGUAACGUCGCCCAUCUUUACGAGAGGUUUGGUAGGUGGUGGGAGAAGACGAGGCGGCGGGAGGACGCCGUGUUGAAGAGCAACAUCGGGUACAGUACUGUUGUUGGUGUUGGUGGCACCGGAAACGGUCAAGCCUUGAGGGUAGCCGAGGACGACGACUGGCCCAGGAUACAGGAUGGCAUCGUCAGGCUGAGACAGUUGGAUGCCAUGUUCCGCCAGUAUGAUUCCCAGCGUCUCGCCUAG